CGGAAGUGGAUCCCCAUCAAAAGUGUCCACUCCUCUCGACAGGACGUAGACUCAUCAGCCAGUGCCUGAAUUUUGCUGCCAAAGAUAUGGAUCCAUCUCACCUCGAAUCCUAUCCCACUGGCCAGAAGUCUGAGCCUGCAGGCCUAGAUGUCAGCCUCACCAGCCCCAACUGUUUCUCCUCAAACCAAGGACUGGACUCUGUCUACCAAGAACUGGACCUGGACUCCCUGAAUGAAGAUCUUUCCUUGUCUUCUCCAGAUGCCAUGACAGAGACCUUUGCAUCCACAAGUGAAUCCCACCUAGCUUCAGAACCAGAUCUGACGGAAGCUGAGCAAAUGGAGCUCAAAUCUGAGCUUACUAAAUUGGAAGAAGAGAUCUUAAACUUACGUGACCUGCUCGCAGCCAAAGAGAAGCGGUGUGGCGAACUCAAGAGGAAGUUAGGCUGCGUGGCCUUGGUCGGACUGAGGCAGAAUCUGUCCAAGAGCUGGCAUGAUGUUCAGGCCUCCAACACCUACAUGAAGCAGAAGACUUCAACUGCCCUGGCCUCAGUGGGUUCUGCUAUCUGCAGGAAGCUUGGAGACAUGAAGAAGUCGUCCACGUUCAGAUCUCUUGAAGGGCUAGUGGGAACAGUCAAGUCAAGAGUUGCAGGUGCCAGAGAGCUCGGCGGUGGCCUUCUUCCUUCACCAGCGAGUGGCAAUGAUCCACACGCAGUUCUGGGGAGUGGAUAUGAAACUGUUGCAGGGCUUGAUGAGCAACUGUUUUCUGUCCUGAAGCCAGAGUAAGCCCUUUGUUAGCCUUGCUUGGCUGCCAAUAUAUAUAUAUUUCUUCUUCCGUCAUAACACUUGCCAACAAAAACAAGCAAACAACCAACAAUGGUAAAGCUAUUAUAAUUCUAGACAUAGAUACAGUUCAGUUGUGAUAACAAGAAAACCCAUUUCUGCAUAGGUAUUUGCUGCUCUUAAGUGAGAAAGAAGUCCAAGUUUUAUACUAGUUAUUAAUACUGAAGUUUGUAGAAGAAACACAUCUCUAUGUUAGCUUUUUUGUGGUUACUUUUAAUGGACUCAGUCAUGGCUCCAAGGGGUCUUAGACCAGAUCCCAAACUCUUUGAAAGAUUAGUCAAUUAGAAGGCCAAUGAAAUUUCUAUCUGACAUUGGGAAAAGGUGUGAAGCAACCUGGCUAGAUAUUCUACAAGCACCAUUUUCUACAAAUACCACUUGAUCUACAACCUUUAUUUUAUUACAGUGGUGGUGAUGCAGUCCAGUGACUCACAUUGUCUGUACAAAGCCUCCUGUGCUUCAUCCCUGUCAUGGCAGCUUUUAAAACAAUCAAGAAAACUGUCCCAUCUUAAGGCUGGGGCGGGGGGAGAAAAAAUAUUAACCACUAAUUGUUACUCUAAAACUAUACAUUUUAUAAAACUCAUUUUUCAAAGUGGCCAAUUCAGCAAAUCAACUUAGCUUUAAUUCGGAAGGUUGCUAUUUUGGACUCAAAGUGAAAAUGCUAAUUUACAUUGCCUGUACUUUUGCUCUCUUUGGAUAUUAAAGUUGUGGUUUAAAGUUUAACCUUUGAGACAACAUGUCUCCGCCAACAGAUGCAUCUUAUUCUGCAGCAGUUGCAAUUAGUAACCACCUUUAGCUAACGGACAGGAGAGACACAAUGUAUCCAGAUUUAAGAAAUAUAAGCCUCCACCCACCUUCAUCUUAAACAUUUGAAAAGAAUACCAGUCCCCUGUAAUUCUGACUGCUAUGACUGAACUAGCCUUGCUGAAUAUACAUCACUCUCUGGCUGACUCUAAACCUGCCUGUUUUUAACCUAACCUAAGCAGAAGAAUCUAACCCUCCCAAGAUCAAUAGGAACCUUUGGAACUUGGUUUGAGUUUGUUCAAGACUUCUUAUAUCUGAUUUUCACAGGAACUGUGUUUUGGUUUUGUUUUAUGUUUGUGUUUUGUUCCUUAUUUUCCUUUUUUCAAAAUCCCCAUCCCAGCAGUUUCCUUCUUUCCUCCCACCACACUGAGUAGGAGCUGGUAUAACCGCGAGUCUCAGCAGCCCACUGUUGGCUUAAGUACGUUUCAGUAACCUGUCAUUGCCUACAAGCUGGCCCUUGAGUCCGAGCACCCGAUCAUAUUUUGCUGUUUCUUGAAUGUUUCUCUUACAUCCCUUUUGUUAUCUAAACUGAAACUAAAUACUGCUGUCAUUGUAGAAGCUCUUGGCAAACUGUAAACCCAUUGAUAAAUCCCAGCCCUUCACAGAGUCCCAAAGGCUACGGUUUGCUUGGAUUAAAACAAGUUAUAC
Arvicanthis niloticus (Nile rat) is the source of this 2288-nucleotide messenger RNA. It is a transcript of the gene Tpd52l3, whose product is annotated as TPD52 like 3. The record is from RefSeq and is a predicted model, not a curated record. NCBI's taxonomy places the organism in Eukaryota, Metazoa, Chordata, Mammalia, Rodentia, Muridae. Gene Ontology annotation, cellular component: cytoplasm.